Messenger RNA from Sorghum bicolor (sorghum), 1340 nucleotides. RefSeq names its product GATA transcription factor 23. Bases 266 to 736 code for a protein of 156 amino acids. The record is from RefSeq and is a predicted model, not a curated record. The transcript is spliced from 3 exons. NCBI's taxonomy places the organism in Eukaryota, Viridiplantae, Streptophyta, Magnoliopsida, Poales, Poaceae. Gene Ontology annotation, molecular function: zinc ion binding; sequence-specific DNA binding. Gene Ontology annotation, biological process: regulation of DNA-templated transcription.
CUUGUGGCGUGGCUCUUGCUUCCACACUCGUCUCUGCCGCUCGACUCGUCUCUCCACCACCAUCAUCUUCCAUUUCCCCCAACCUUCCACUGCUCCAGUCCACGCCCCUCUGCCUCUCUCUCUCUCUCUCUCUCUCUCUCUCUCUCUCUCUCUCUCCACACAGCUCACGUACGUUCUCUCCAAGAAACAGAGCGGGAGAUCGACAGCACGGAGCCGCCUCGACGAGAUCGACGCAGCAGGAUCGAUCGAUCGGCCAGAGUCAGAGAUGAUGAUGGAUUCCGCCGCCGAGCAUCAGCAUCACAAGGUGAUCGGGAUCGCGCCGGUGGCGGAGGCGGGGAGGCCGUGCUGCGUCGAGUGCCGCACCACCGCGACUCCCAUGUGGCGCGGCGGCCCGACGGGACCCAGGUCGCUCUGCAACGCGUGCGGGAUCCGGUAUAGGAAGAAGCGGAGGCAAGAACUUGGUCUUGACACCACCAAGAAACCACAGCAAAACCAGGCGCAGCCGCAGACGCCACAACAGCAGCAGCAGCAGCAGCAGCAACAACAACAACAACAACAUCAAGAUCAAGAUCAGAGUCACAGUCAAGCAACAAGUGCAGUCGUCAAAGAGAACAACACCAAAAGUAGCAACCUCCAAGUGGUGAAGAAACGGAGGGUCCUGAUGGGAGUGGAGGAGGCCGCAAUCCUGCUCAUGGCCUUGUCCUCCUCAUCCAGAUCCACUCUGCUACAUGGCUAGGAGGAUCUCAUCUCAGCACCACCCUGCUCAAAUUGUGUACAUAUACAGGACACACAAGAAACACAAAGCAGACCACCCAGUGGUUCCAAGCCAACCAUGUAACUUUCCUGGAUUAUCAAGAAAAGAUGGCCUCUUUCCAGGAUGGAUGAAGCUGAUGUUGAAGGGCUGGCUGGAUUUGUUUUUUGGAUUCACCCACCUCUUGUGCUGCUGCUGCAGACCUAAUGAUCUCGCUGUGUCGUGUCGUGUCAUGUUCGAAUCCGAAAGUGAUGAAGUUGACUUAUUGGGAAGGCAUGUUUGCCCUACAUGGUAAGAUGGAUGGUGGUCCUUGUCCCUGUUGUUGUUGUUGUUGAUAGGCUCCUUAAUUGUGAUUAGCUGUGUAUAAGAGGCCCUUUUGCCUCACUCCCAUGUCUCUCUCCAUUAUUAUUAUUUUUUCCUUUACAUUUUUUUCUUCUUUCAUUGCCAAUGUAUGUGUUUUAUCCCCCCCCCCCCCUGAUUAAUUCCUGUGUAUGUUCUUUGUUACUCCUUGAUUGAAGAUGGGUGAUCAAAAGCAGGCAUCGCCCUUCUUCAUGUGUAAUAAAAGAUCGAAGUGGAUACAAUUGAUCUA